ACUGCGGUUGUCUGCGGCUCCAGAUCACCAUGGGCGUCUCAAUCAGGAUGCUGGGCUGGCUGCUGCUGGCCGGGAUAGCGUCCGUCACCCACGGCCAGAAGCUCGCCGAUUCCUACAUUCCGCCGCCCACGGGCACCGGCGGCACCGGCGGACGAGUCUGUCCGCCGGCGCAAACCCUAUACCGGACGGUGACCCGCCCUUUCACAACGACGGUGGUGGUGCCAACUACACAGGUCAACCCGGUCGUGAGUGUAUACACGGCACUCCUUACCAGAACCAACACCGUCACAAUCCCCCGCACCGUCGUACAAACCAGCUUCGUCCAGGUCACGUCCGUCAUCAACGUGGUGAGCACCAACCAGCAGCAGCAGCAGGUAGUGGAGACCGUGCGCGCGCCUGACGUCUUCAGAACCCGGGUGGUGACCAGCACGGCGGUAAGCACCGUGCUCCGCACCGUGGUGCAAACCGAGUACCAGACCAGCACCGUCUACAGCACGGACGUCCAGACAAGUUAUCGCACAGUCACGCAGCGGGUGACAUACUCGGCACUGCCGCCGUUGACGCAGACGCAGGAAGUGACCCGGACGGUGCCUGGACCGACCGUGGUGCGGACCGAGUACGUCACCAGCACCGUGUAUAGCACGCGCGUCCUGCCCGCCCAGACCGUCUUCGUCACCCGGACGCAGACGCAGACGGUGGAGACCACGCGCGUCGUGCAGCGGCCUGGCCGGACCAUCAGCGUGACGCAGACCGUCACCGUGCCGCGCCAGGAGGUGGUCCGCACCACCGUGUUCGUGCCGCAGGUGCAGUACAGCACGCGCACCCAGUUCACGCAGGUGCUGCAGACGGUGCAGAGCGUACAGCUGCAGACCGUGCGGACCACCAACGUGCAGUACAGCACGAGCUACACGCAGCGCGUGCAGCAGACGACCGUCAACGUCCCCGUGCAGACGACCCAGUAUCAAGAGCAGGUUGUCAGUCGCGUCGUCACGCGGCCUGCCAGCACUCGCAAUGUGCAGCAGCUCGUGAGCGUGGUACGCACGGUCACACUGCCCGGCCCGGUCGUCACCAGAGUGUCGGUUACCACUGUGUUGCAGCAGCAGGUCUCCACUGUCAGGGUCACUCGGACCAACUACAACGUGAUUGUCUCCACCAAGUACGUCGAGGACUGUGAUGGAUACAACUACAAUGAGCCGAGCAGGCGGCUGUUGCUCUGAGCGGUCGGCGGGCGGCCGGGCCAGUCGCCGGCUCGCCAGACAGCGUUUGUAGCUGCCGCCGGCGAGGGGCUGCAAUGGCCCCAACGAGUUUCGGCAUGACACCGAGCGUGUCUGACGCAGGCCGCGCGCGCACAUCAGCACCGAACACGCGUGACAUGUCUGAAUAAAUGUGCGCGAUGA
Messenger RNA from Pollicipes pollicipes, 1397 nucleotides. RefSeq names its product agglutinin-like protein ARB_02240. The transcript has 3 exons. The record is from RefSeq and is a predicted model, not a curated record. Bases 30 to 1217 code for a protein of 395 amino acids. Lineage: Eukaryota; Metazoa; Arthropoda; Thecostraca; Pollicipedomorpha; Pollicipedidae.